This is a messenger RNA of Orbicella faveolata, 1679 nucleotides long. RefSeq lists its product as uncharacterized. The record is from RefSeq and is a predicted model, not a curated record. Gene Ontology annotation, molecular function: interleukin-17 receptor activity. NCBI's taxonomy places the organism in Eukaryota, Metazoa, Cnidaria, Anthozoa, Scleractinia, Merulinidae.
GGUAUUUUUUUUUACAAAAAAAUAACUCAAAAAUGUUUCAUUGCGCAACUAGCCUGGUACGAGUUCCUGUUCUUUGUUUACUUUUUUGUCCGAGGGAGGAAUGAGUACGAAAACACAGCGGAACCCCGUAGGAACAGGGUAGGAAGAAAAGUGACAUGUCAGCGUGUUUCCAGAAUAAGAAUUGCGGAAAUUUCUUAUCUUAACGACUUAUGAUGCGAUCGUAAUCAAGACAGCAGAGCUGAAUGGCGAUCUUCGAAUGGUCCUCAGUAUCUGUUCUUAUUUUUCUUGGCCUAGCAACAUUGUCGACGGGAGAGCAUGCAUUUAUGCAAGAUAAACUCCGCGCACUGAGACGUUUACCUACCUACAUACAUACAUCAUGUCAUCUCCGUUGUGCAAAGGAUUCAAACAAGGCCAUUUCUGAAAAAGAAUGUAUUCGAAGCUGCCAGGGAAAAUUGACACCAUCAUUAGAACAAGGCAAAAGCCAUGACUUCAGCAAAAGAAUGAUUGAUAGACAUUUCAUCAGACGCCAGCGAAGUGUUGAUAUGAAUGUAUUAAAUGAAUGUCAGUUCUCAAAACAAGUGCUGCUUCAUAAGGCAAAGAUUCUGUUGGUAAAUUUGACAGGAGAAGGAUGGCUUCAUAUUAUAUGGGAUGCCAUAGACUCUUCAGAAACUGAUUUCAAUUGGACAAGCUAUGGAUUAAUCUACCAUGACUACAGCAUUGAAGGACCAAACUGUGUAAAAGUUCCCAAGAACCAAACAGAUUAUUUGCUGAAGCAAGUUGGUGACUGGAAACUCCCAUAUUCCUUCCAUACUGCAGUUGUUGUAAAUCCCUAUCGUAAUGGUGAAAUUGAACUUCAAAGCUUUACUAUUGGAGGUCAUCCCAGAACAUUCCAAAUUCCAACUGUUUCUAGUAAAGACACUGUAACACUCAUAAGUUCGAUAGUGGGAGGGUUGAUAGCGGCAUUGGUGCUGCUGGUGAUUUUGUAUUGUGCAGUUAAAUGGAGAAGGAAAACCCUGAGUCCAGAUCGUCCGCCAAUGCCCCCGCAUCCUACACAUAAGGAAAAUACCAAAGAACGAUACUACAGUUGCUACUACCCAGAGAGUGAAGAAUUUCGAGAGAGGGUAGCCUCGAUUGUGAACUACUUUCGCCAUAACGGUUACAACGUCAUCAUGGACCGAAUGGUGUCCGAAGAAAUUACUUCCCAGGGCCCAGCGCGGUGGGGAGAGAAUCAAAUAAGAAAGGCGAAGAAGGUGUUGAUAUUCUUGUCGCCAGGUUUGGUGAACCUCGCCAUGGAUAGUCAAGACGAUUCGCAAUGCCAGGAUGUUAACCGUGUAUGGAUUGAGCUUGAAGUGCUUCGAGAUAUUUACACUAAAAAUCGCUCGGCCGCCCAGAUGGUGUGCAUAGCUUUGCCCGAUGUACCGGUAACAUUCGAAGUCCUUCCGCUGUGGGCAGAAGUCAGCUACAAAUGGCCUGAUGAUGCUCUGGAAAUCUUGAAGCGUUUAAACGACAGACCAAUGAUAUUGCCUGUGUAGGAGUGAGAUGUGAAUUUCUGAGUCGUACAUCACAGUUAUUAGUUACAUUUUCUCGGCGUUGCAUUACCCCGUGGGGGACUCCCAUACAAAAAGAACGGGGCUGCUCAUCGGAAAUUUUGACAAGAACCCCUAAGAGGUUCCAAGAUC